Closterium sp. NIES-65 is the source of this 483-nucleotide messenger RNA. NCBI's taxonomy places the organism in Eukaryota, Viridiplantae, Streptophyta, Zygnematophyceae, Desmidiales, Closteriaceae. The record is from the annotation of a GenBank genome assembly.
AUGCACCUACAACCUACAGUGGUCUCGGGACUUGGCGAGCCUGCGAAAUUCUGUCCCUCGAGGCUUCACAUUUCGGACAUGACAGGGAGCACACCGGCACUAGCCGUGUCAGGAGCCGCUGGCAUCUUACCUCGUGUAUAUACAGUGACACAUGACGACAUGACGGCUGACCUAUUUUUGACGAUUAGUUCAGCCGUUGACGUCAAACAGCUAGAUGGAUGGUCAUCGAAGCUCUUCCGCGACGAAGUCGUAGGGGAGUGGAAAGUACGACAAAAGGCCGAGGACGAAGUCCAUUAUUCCUUGCAUCUUCACUGUCAUGUUAGCGGGUCUCAUUCAUUCCUCGCGCCCCCUGUCAUCCGAAGCUGGAUAUUUGAAAGAGAAAUGCCAUUGGUUUUGGAGUCCAUCAUGUACGCUGAAAAGGCUUUGCUCGCUUCUCAUCCAGGUAAGCACUUCACUAGAUCGUGUGCUUCACCAUUAUGUUAA